Priapulus caudatus is the source of this 3575-nucleotide messenger RNA. RefSeq names its product adenylate cyclase type 5-like. Gene Ontology annotation, biological process: adenylate cyclase-activating G protein-coupled receptor signaling pathway; cAMP biosynthetic process; adenylate cyclase-inhibiting G protein-coupled receptor signaling pathway. The record is from RefSeq and is a predicted model, not a curated record. The coding region runs from base 1 to 3342 and encodes 1113 amino acids. Lineage: Eukaryota; Metazoa; Priapulida; Priapulimorpha; Priapulimorphida; Priapulidae. Gene Ontology annotation, molecular function: adenylate cyclase activity. Gene Ontology annotation, cellular component: plasma membrane. The transcript is spliced from 19 exons.
AUGCGGAGGACUCUCCUGCAGACAGAAGCUGAGGCCCGACCCGUGCGUCCAGAGGGAGCUAAUCAGCGCAAGGAAAUCAUGGCGCAGCGCACCGCAAAGGUGGCACCGGUCGAGAACAGCAAUGGUAGCGGCGGCGGGGCGCUUGCGCGCAAGCAGUCUGCGUGGGAGCGUGUCAAGGAGCAGCAUGACCAGCAGGUGCUCGCGCAGAGCCAACGCGGCGGCAGCGGCAGCAACAUCGCAAACCUCAAGCUGAGCGAAGCGGCGGCGGCGGAGACGGCGGCAUCAGCGGCCUCGGACGGCGAGUCCAUCCUCGGCCACGACGGCUCGUGCGAGAGCACGUUUGCGGUCAUGGCGAAGGUGUUCCGCACUCGCAAGUUCCACAACGGCGCGCUUGAGCUGCUCUACGGCCGCUACUUCUUGCGGCUGAACCAGAGCUGCAUGUCGGCACUGGUCGCGACGCAGAUCGCACUCUGCGUCGGCCUCGCCGCUACCUACUACGCGCUCGGUGGGACGUCGGCGGCGCGCGGAGUCACGCUCGGCGCGAUCGCGCUCGCCCUCGUCGCGCUGCAGCUCGCGUGCAACCGCGACGCCGUGCUGCGCUGCCUCGUCGCCGCCGCCGACGGCGCGAUCGUCGCGGCGAUGCUCGCCAUCGUCUGCCUCAUGGUUGCCACGGCGACGCCGCCGACGCCGUCUGCGGGCGUCUGGGAGACGCUCUUCUUUGUAUACAUGUCGUGCACUCUGCUGCCGGUCGGCAUGAUUGUCGCACUCACGUCGUCGGUGCUGCUAGCCGCCACGCAGAUCUCGCUGGCGGUCGCCUUCAACUGGCAAGAUGACGUGCUUGCUGUGCAGGUGAUCGCCAACACUGUGCUGUUCGUGACGGCAGCCGUUGCCGGCGUGUUCACGCACUACCCGACAGAGGUCGCGCAGCGGCAAGCCUUCCUAGAGACGAGACGCUGCAUCGAGGCGCGACUCAUCUCACAGCGAGAGAACCAGCAGCAGGAGCGCUUGCUGUUGUCGGUGUUGCCGAGGCACGUUGCCAUGGAGAUGAAGGCGGACAUUGCCGGUGCGCCGAAAGACACGAUGUUUCACAAGAUAUACAUCCAGCGACAUGACAGUGUCAGCAUCCUAUUCGCGGACAUCUGCGGCUUCACGCAGCUGUCGUCGCAGUGUACGGCGCAGGAGCUCGUCAGGCUGCUCAACGAGCUGUUCGCCCGCUUCGACAAGCUGGCGCAGGAGAACCACUGCUUGCGCAUCAAGAUCCUCGGCGACUGCUACUACUGCGUCUGCGGCAUACCGGAGGCGCGCUCCGACCACGCCGCAUGCUGCAUCGAGAUGGGCCUCGACGUGAUCGACGCCAUCGCGCUCGUGAGAGACAUGGUCGGCGUGGACGCGUUGAACAUGCGUGUGGGGAUCCACAGCGGACGCGUGCACUGCGGCGUGCUCGGACUGCGCAAGUGGCAGUUCGACGUCUGGUCGAAUGACGUCACUCUCGCCAACAACAUGGAGGCCGGCGGACUGCCUGGUAAGGUGCACAUUACGGCGACGACGGCGACGUACCUCAGCCCGGACGAGUACACGCUCGAGCCGGGUAACGGCUCGGCGCGCAACGGCUACAUACGCGAGAAGAUCAUCGAAACGUUCUUUGUUGUGCCGCCGCAAGUCCGUAAGAGGCGAUGCUCGCUGUUUAGAGACAUGCUGCUGCCCGGGCAGGUAGCAGACAGCCAGCACGGUCUAGCCUUGCCCACCUACUCCACGUACAGCCACCAUCAACAACUCUGCUUCAAUCUCGAGUUCCGGCUGGGUAAGGUUAAAUCGACAGAAAAGAGUACAGAACAGAGAACGAAUGGCGUUCUCAAGAAGAUGGGCUUUGACGAGGACGAGGGGAAAGGACACAAAAACAUGGCCAACAGGCUGGGCUUCUCCGAGCAGGGUAAGGAUACCGAUGAUGAGGUGAACGAGUACCUAAGCCGAGCGAUCGACGCACGCAGCAUCGACCGACUACGUUCCGAGCACUGCCGCCGGUUCCUACUAACGUUCCGCAAGCACGAGAUAGAGGAGAAGUACAGUAUAGAGCGCGACCAGAUGUUCAAGUCUUACAUGGGAUGUUCCGUGAUCAUAUUCCUGCUCAUGUGGGCCGUGCAGCUCAUCAUCCUGCCAAGGUUCCUACUAACCAGUUUACCUCCAGCGAUUCUCAAGCUCAUAUCCAGUAGGAUCUGUAGCAGUCGCCCGCUGUGUCAACUUGUGGCUAGCAUAUUCAUCGCCCUGCUUUCUCUCACAUCAUUCUGCAACCUGUUUGCGUUGGACGCGGUCGGUUUGCCUGAGUGCAUGGAAUAUUACUACAAUACGACUGGACUGGACAACAUCACCUAUUACAUCAGCAAUGUGUCGGAGAUAACUCUGGGCGUCGAAACGUCCUUGUGUCACCCUGAUGGCACGACGCACUUUCCAGAGUAUUUCACCUUCUGUGUCAUGCUGGUGAUGAUGGCCUGUGCAGUCUACCUGGUCGUUGCCAGCUGGCUCAAGCUGAUGCUGCUAUCCAGCUUGGUCGCCAUCUACGCCUUCCUCAUGCUGUUCCCUUACGUAAACCUCUUCGACAACAAGGACAUCCUGCUCUACGCACACGCCACCGAAGAGAAAGAGGAGAUGCAGCGCUUGCAGGUGUACAAUAAGAAGCUGCUAACCAAUAUUCUUCCCGUUCACGUGGCAGAGCACUUCCUAGCCAUGGAGAGACACAACGAGGACCUGUACAACGAGUGGUGCGAGCACGCCUGUGUUAUGUUCGCCUCGAUAUCUAACUUCUCAGAGUUCUACAUCGAGCUCGAAGGAAACAACGAGGGCGUCGAGUGCCUGAGGUUACUCAACGAAAUCAUUGCCGACUUCGACGAGAUUCUCCAGCAGCCGAGAUUCGCCUGCAUCGAGAAGAUCAAGACGAUCGGCUCGACGUACAUGUGUGCGAGCGGGCUGACGGGCCAGGAUCUGCCGAUAGCCGAACGCGUCGCCGUCGUCGCUGACUUCGCUCUCGAGAUGAACCGACAGAUAAAGAUAAUCAACGAGCACUCGUACAACAACUUCAAGAUGAGGAUAGGUUUGAAUCUGGGGCCUGUGGUCGCAGGCGUUAUUGGUGCCAAAAAGCCACAGUACGACAUCUGGGGAAACACUGUCAAUGUGGCGAGUCGCAUGGACAGUGCCGGCCUACCUGAGCACAUACAGGUUACUACUGAAAUCUACAAUCAAAUCAAGGACCGGGGGUACGAAUUCCAGUGUCGAGGCACCAUCAACGUGAAGGGCAAGGGAGAGAUGACCACGUAUUUUCUCAAGGGCCGAUCGAGCGGAGAGAGCUGAUACUUCGCGCGGCUCUCGUAGUAUAGCAGCGUGCGCGUCGUUGAGCACGCCUCGUCCGCUCGACACGUCGUCGUGAGAGGGUCGGCCACGCAGCAGCGGCAGCAGCUGCCUCGUGAGGAGCCGCAGCAGCCGAGUAUUCGCGCGUCUGUGAUUGCUACGUCUCGUGCUGCGUCGAUUGCCGCGUAGUGAGCGAGAAUCGGCUUCUAGAACAGUCGCGAACGCAAGCAGCAGCA